AGAAAAAAAGAGAGAAAAAUACAGCCAUACUCAAAGCAGUAGCAGUAGAGAAAAUUCAUUUUUUACAAUUUAUCGUCGUUUUUUUCUUUUAUUUAUUAUUUACCAUUGUCUUAUCUCCAUGGAGACUAUAGGUGUGUAAAAAUGGAGAUUGAUCCGAAAUUCACGUUUGUGCCUCUAAAUGAGAAAAUAUAUGUCGGAAUUAAUGGCAAAAAUACGCAAGAAUAUCUGUGUAAAUGGGGUUUAAAAGGAAAUUUUGUUAUCCAAAAUUUUUCAUUUAAUGAACCGUUCCAGCAGUAUCAUAAAUAUCAAUUAGCUGAUGCGUUUUUUAAAGAUAGUACCGUUGCAAAAGCAUUGUGGUCCAAACAGGGCUAUGCGUGGGCAAGACAAGGUAUACAAGCAUCGAGUGUUCAGAUAAAACAAGUUCCAUGCUCAGUUUUAAGUAUGUCAUUCUUUAACAAAUUAAAAAAUACUGAUAACGGGAUUGUACAUAGUUCAGGAACAAUCUGUAAAAGAUAUGAUCUGCAAGUAGAAGACUUUUUGGUAUCUGACAAUUUGCGGGGUAUGCUUUUGGAUGAGGAGUCAGAAGAAUACGGUCUUUACUCGGAAGAUGAGAAAAACGAGUUUGUGUUCCGUAUUUUUCAAAUGCUCGUCCUUGGUGGAAUAUUGUGUCAAUUUGAGGAUAUAUUACAGCCAUAUCUAGAUGUUACCAAAAGUAUUUACAAGGAUCUCAUAAGAGUGCAGAAGCAAAAUGGUUCAGAUAAUCUGGUCGUAAGUACUUUAGUGUUAGAAGUAGUUGCUAAGGAUAGCAAAGGCCAAGAUUAUUUCCCAUCUAAUUCCAACAACCGGCAAAAUAUCGCGUUUCUAUUGAUAGACGCUAAUUCUCAUGAAAUUACAACUUUUAUACACGAAUAUGGUGGAUACUGUCCUAUAGAUUGAAUCUGAUUACACUACAGUAUGUAUUAUGUCUUUUAUAUCAUUAUAAUUAAUUGUUUCUAUCAUAUAUAUUUCAUAAAAUAUAGUCAGAGAAUAUAUUCUAGUUUAAAUUUUAUAUACGUAAAAUAAUUUAUGGCAAAAGUAAUAACAUAUUCCUUGCAUUUUAUACAAGAUAAUUUAUUAAAAAACGAGCAAAACGAACUUAAUUAAUUACAUUAUCUUUGCAUACGUCUUUUGUAAAAUCUAUAAUUAAAUGCAAAUUUCUUAUUGUACAGAAAAUGUUGUGUAAUUAGAAUAUACUAUUGUUCUACGUGUGCAUUUAAUUUUUACGCAAUAUAAAAUACAUAAGUCAUUUAUUAUAAAAAUUAUAAAAAGACUCAUUAUGUAGGAUUUCAAUUUCUUUUUACUUUUAACAUUAAACUGACAUUGAUCUAUGGAGACUUGUAGUCUAUCAAAAUUAAAACAUUUACAACGUAAAAUCUUUUUUUGUAUAACAUUACUAAUUAUUUAUUCUUUAAUCACUUUAAAUAAGUAAUUUUUUGUAAAAUAUAUAAAUAUUUACUGAUAUUACAUGUAUAAUCAUAUUAUAGUCCAGAAAUAUACAAAUAUAUAAAUAUAUAACACUUGUGAGAUUUAUAUGUAAAGAUUAUGGCAAUCUGUUUUAUUUAGAGAUAUCAAGUGUAGGUAUACAGUAGGUUACGAAAGGAUUUUUGAAUGCACAAUAAAAUAUCUAUUUUUGAAAGCUUCUUGCUCUCGUGAAAAGGAGUAUCUUAUUUAAAUGACGAGUAUUAGCCCGUUGUUCUUAUGACUUAGAUAUGACUAGCAUACAUAUUAGCUUGUAUUUUAUUAUACAGAUGUAUUACAAUUAAUAAUAUCUAAACAUCUGCAUCUUAUAUAUUACGAGCCUUUUCCUUUACGGUAUAGAUAGAAUCUUUUUCUCCGUAUCAUCAUUAUUAUAUACUAUUAUUUUUCCU
Messenger RNA from Solenopsis invicta (red fire ant), 1907 nucleotides. Its product is annotated as cilia- and flagella-associated protein 300. The transcript is spliced from 6 exons. The record is from RefSeq and is a predicted model, not a curated record. Bases 142 to 936 code for a protein of 264 amino acids. Lineage: Eukaryota; Metazoa; Arthropoda; Insecta; Hymenoptera; Formicidae.